Cataglyphis hispanica is the source of this 4390-nucleotide messenger RNA. It is a transcript of the gene Alh, whose product is annotated as protein AF-10. Bases 536 to 3625 code for a protein of 1029 amino acids. The transcript is spliced from 14 exons. NCBI's taxonomy places the organism in Eukaryota, Metazoa, Arthropoda, Insecta, Hymenoptera, Formicidae. The record is from RefSeq and is a predicted model, not a curated record. Gene Ontology annotation, molecular function: nucleosome binding; histone binding. Gene Ontology annotation, biological process: regulation of transcription by RNA polymerase II. Gene Ontology annotation, cellular component: nucleus.
GCUGCCCAACGAAACAAAUAGAGCGCCGUCGUAAAUAACACAAACUAUAAACCGUCCGAACACGUUUCGAGCGUGCUCCCUGUACGAAUUCAACGUGCGUACCCGCGGCAUCGGCGGUCCCCUCGCGAUCGUUCGCGGAAGACGCGCGUUUUCCCCCAGACGCGACGACGUCCCGCGUGUUCCCUCGCGGUAGCGUGAUCCGCGGGAGAACGUUUCUCUUGCUCCUCAUUGCAUUACCCAACAACGCGUAUUGCGCCUCGCGGUGGUCCGUGUCGUACCCGGGGAGGUGCGUGCGUAGUCCUAGCGGCGGGUCCAUCGCCUUCGGGGGGGAGGAGAUAGCGCCGACGAAGGAGAGAAAGAGAGAGAGAGAGAGAGAGAGAGUAGUGUUGUCGCCGGGUUGACGCCGCGUUCGUCGCCAAGAUGCGAUCGUGCGACGCGCACGAGACGAGCCCGCCCGCUCCACGUAGACAACACUCGCGGUCCCAUGCCUAGCUCCUCAUGCUAGUCUCGUCUUCCGAAUUGCUUGGGGCACAGCAUGAAGGAGAUGCUCGGAGGGUGCUGCGUGUGUUCUGACGAGAGGGGUUGGACAGAGAAUCCGCUGGUGUACUGCGAUGGACAGGGUUGCACCGUUGCCGUACAUCAAGCGUGUUAUGGUAUUGUCACUGUACCAACAGGACCUUGGUAUUGCAGGAAAUGCGAAUCCCAAGAACGCAGUGCUCGGGUGCGCUGUGAAUUGUGUCCGAGUCGUGAUGGAGCCCUUAAAAGAACGGAUCAGGCUGGAUGGGCGCAUGUUGUGUGCGCUCUUUAUAUCCCAGAAGUUCGAUUCGGUAACGUGACUACAAUGGAACCAAUUAUAUUGCAUCUUAUCCCUUCAGAAAGAUUUAGCAAGACAUGCUAUAUUUGCGAGGAACAAGGUAGAGGUAGUAGAGCAAAUGUGGGAGCUUGCAUGCAGUGUAACAAAACAGGCUGCAGGCAGCAAUUUCAUGUCACCUGCGCACAGGCUCUGGGCUUACUUUGCGAGGAAGCUGGCAAUUAUCUUGAUAAUGUCAAAUAUUGCGGAUAUUGCCAGCAUCAUUAUUCAAAAUUGAAAAAGGGCGGCAACGUAAAAACGAUACCGCCAUACAAGCCGAUACCCGCCGACAACGGUUCGUCGGACUCGUCGCCGGAGAAGGAGGCGGAGACGCCAAUAAAAUCGUCAAGUGGCAAGCGGAAGAGCUUGAGUUCCAAGUCCACUGCAAAUUCUAAAAGUAAAUCCAAUGCUAGUCCCAGUUUAGAGAUAAAUGGCGUCACGGACGACAAGAGCAGUGGUAGCGGUCGUAAUACACCCAAAGAUAAUUCCACGAGUUCCAGUAAGUUUACGACAUCUAACUUUGUCGAGACUAUUGUCACGCAGUCGGAGAGCGUCUUUGGACACGACGGCACCGUCACCGUCACUACCGUUACCACGGCGGCUGUUACUUCCGCAAUGAAAACGAGCGGUGGUAAUUCGAAUGCGGUGCACAAGAACAUUGGCGGUCAAGGAAAGUCUAACUCAUCGACCUCCAAUAAGACAUCGAGUCACACUAGCAAAAAGAGGAAAACCGGAGCGCGUACGCCGACUGUGAUAGGAAACGAGAACUCGAAUCAAUCGGCCAGCUCAGAGACUAGCGGAUCGGUCGUGGUGGCCGUUAGCACUGUUGUGCAACAGACUGUCCCGAGUAACAACGUACAGCCAACAAUCACCGAAGCCACGAGUUUAAGUACAACGACGGAACCGGAAAAAUCGAAGAAGACGAAAGUGGAGAGCCCGAUUCAAUCAUCAUCAAAUACACCAGUCGCUACAGAGGCAACUACCACACCUGUGAUAAUGACAGUGACGCAGUCCCAGUCAUCUUCGGUCGUCACCCAGUCGCCAACGACUACGUCGAACAGCAUCGUCGUCUCUGUGCCAUUGACUGCCACCUCGCUCGCUAACACGGUCCAGAGCGUGGUGACGAGCGCGCCGACGAUAUAUCAACAGCUACAGCAGAGUAUAAUCACUACAGCCGCCAAUGCGGAGCUACGAUCCAGCGCGAUGGUGACCACCGAGAGGUUCACUGCUGAGGAAGCUCCGACGAAACGAUCUCGUUCCCAAUCAUCGGAUAAGCAAGAGAAAUCUCGUAAACCAAAGCGUGGUUCGUCCAAUAGCCAAGGAUCACUGCCGCAAUCACAAACUUCAUCAGUCGUAACUUCUGUAUCCAGCACUGCAGCUGUGGCGACGUCCAAGAGGGGCGCGAGAAACAAUCAUCAAACCCCUCCCCCCGCCGUCACAGUGGCUCCGAUAACCUCGGUGCCAUCAAUAAUUCAAGGUCCCACAGCCACUCUUGGACACUUUAGCAGUGUAAGUGGCACAGGCCCUGCAAACAUUAUGGGACCGACAGUCAAGGAGUCACCACCUAGCAGUCCUGGAUCAGAGAGUAUGAGUAGUAGUACUAGCAAACGAAAGAGGAAAGCUGCUGCAUCCACACCUAUCCCAUCUGCAUCGACUACACCGACCGCUCUUACCGCAAUAAAGGAAGAGAAUAAUAUAAAAUUAUUUCAAAAUGGGGUUAGUGCACCACAUAUGCUAGGGAAUCAGUUGAAUCCUACUUCAACAAUGGCGCAAAAGAUGUCGGAUACACUUUCGCAGGAACUCGAGGCUCAUUCUAUUUUUACAGAAGCGAGUAAUUCCAGUACAACUUUAGUUGGACCACAGUUACAUAGUCGAGUAAUUGCAUCUAUACGAUCUAACCAACCGGGUGGACCACCCACUUCGUUCACCUCGGUUUUCUCCACGAACAGCAAUAGUACGAAUCCUAUACCCGGUACUAGCGGAACUCUGGGUGGUGGAACAAUUCCACAGACACUGGAUCAGCUUCUAGAAAGACAAUGGGAGCAGGGAAGUCAAUUUUUAAUGGAGCAAGCCCAACAUUUUGAUAUUGCAUCCCUGCUUUCCUGCCUACAUCAAUUGAGAGCUGAGAAUCUUAGGCUAGAGGAACAUGUAAAUAAUCUCCUGCAGAGGAGAGACCAUUUAUUGGCUGUGAAUGCUAGACUUGCUAUUCCGUUGACAACUCAGCCUAGUUCACAUCCAGUGAAUAAUAUACAUCCUACGGUAAAUCCAUCUCAUCCUAAUGUCUCGCACUCUGAAGUGCCGCCUGGCGCUCCGGUACCUAGAUCGAAUCGCGAACCGCGAGUGAACAACACAUAUAUGCCUCACUCUAGUUCCAGCAAUCAUCCAACGACAUUGGAAAAUGGUUUGCCGCCGGAUCCCUCCCCACCCGCAGCGGCUUCUCUCUCUCAGUAUCAGCAUCGUGGAUCAUUAGUUGCGCCACAACCAAGCCCAACCAUCAGGCAUAGUCCAGCCGGAGGUGGAUACCUUCAAGGUUCGAGCAACAUAGUAUCGCCGGCGCCGGCGAAUACUUCCGGCGUGGUGCGUAAUUCUUCUGUUACACCGGAUCCUCUACGCGGAGUGCCGAGAUCAGCUUCCCAAUCGUCGAGCAAUUACAUGCCGUCGAUGUAUCAGCCUACCAUGUCCAGUCUCACUGGCAAUCAAGUAGGCGGCGUUCACAAUCUCCAUCCGCACGGACCUUCGCCGACCAGCCAUGGGCCACCGGGUAAACCUAGCUGAAGGCAUCAUCAUAUGUGAACAGGCAAAUCCACAGAUGUACAAAUCUUAGACUGUAAGUUAACCUAUCGCGUUAAAUAGCAAUAAUACAGUAAGUGUACAUUCUCUAAUGACGAAACUGCGUCUAUUUCUGGUGGUGCGAUAAAAGAAUAUAUACAUGAAAUUUUUCGAAAAAUUAAUAGAGAAAAAUGUUAAAUGAAAAACACGAGUAAGUCUAGAACGGAAAGAAACCAAAUCAUACUACUAUUGAUUUCGAUGCAUUUGCCGAUAAUUCGGAUAUUGUACCCGCCGGAUAUUAUACAUUCGGAUAUUAUAUUCCAUAACUUUAAAGCUAAUGUGCUUUACUUACAAUACAGCUUCCCUAUUUUUAGCGUGCCACCGUUGAGAUAUAUCGCAGCGCGUGUAUUAUACGACAAGGAUGAUAUUGAAUGCAACCUAUUUCAAAGCUAAUAUUUAAUGUAUAUUGUAAUUUUAUGCGUAAAGAAAAACGAAGAAUAUUCAAAUGUACAAGACGAGCACUGCCUUUCGCCAACAAGAGCUGUGAAGUAGGUUGAUCGCAAUUCGACAUUCUCUAGCGAACGCAUGAUCGUUUUGUUUAAUACACAUUUCAUUUGCCUUGCCCUAUCCUAUUUUCAUUAAAAUCUGUACAAUCUGAUGGAUUUAAUUGACAUUAUUUCCCAUCAGCAUUGCUGCGUAAUUCUUGAAGGAAUGCAAACAGAAGUAUUGUGCCAUUGUUUGAUCUGUGGAUUAGAAAUACAAUAUUCCAAU